UUGUAUCCUAGAAACUUGCAGACAAUCCAAUACAAGUAAAUCCUCACGAAGGCUGACAGCAACCUUGACAUUUGACAGUGUUUAGUGUUAAGAUGAAGAAUGAUCCUAAUUCUUCAGGCCUUCUCUCUCCCGAGGAAACUGCAUUGGUUUCUGCUUUGAUCGGAUCACGGUGUCAAUCAAUGGCGACAACCGUUGCCCAGGUUUACCACAGCGAGGGCCCAGGGCAUAGCUAUAGGUGGAACAAGAGAAGCUGUGGAGUUGUCUGCUUUAUCAAGGAUAAUCUCAGAAGAUCAUAUUUUAUCAGAGUUUACGAUAUGGACAAUAAUAUUCAAGUCUUUGAACAGGAGAUCUAUAAUCAAUUCAAAUAUAAAACACCUCGCCCUUACUUCCAUACGUUCGAGGGAGAUGAUGCACAAAUCGGCCUAAAUUUCGUCGACGAGAAGGAAGCUGAAGGGUUUCAGCAGACUGUGGAGAGUAAACUUCAAGAACGUAGGAACAGACGAGAGCGACGGCAGGGGAGCAAGAAGCAGGUGAUUCCAACCAACGGGAAUCGUCCAGUCAAUGGGACAGAGAAGAUAUCAACUGCUUACACUUCAACCGCACCGCCUUUUAAGAAAGAGUCUGUUGGGAAGCGGAUUGAGAAGAAAAAGCUUAAAAAGGAAGAUAUAGGGAUGCCAACCAACUUUCAGCAUAUUAGUCACGUGGGUUGGGAUCCAAACCAUGGAUUUGAUCUAGAGAAUGUGGAUCCUAAUCUAAAGAAGUUCUUCCAGAAGGCGGGGGUAGAUGAGAAAGCUCUCCAGGACAAGGAUACUCGGGACUUUAUUUAUGAUUUUAUUGAUAAACAUGGUGGAGUAGAAGCAGCACUAAGAGAGGUAAACAGUUUGAAUGAAGGAAUGGCUCCCCCUCCUCCUCCCAGAGUUAUCAGCGCUCCCAGCAGCGCUGUUCACCGUCCUCUCCAGUCCAGCCUGCCUAGCAAUCCCCCGCCACACCCUCCUGCAGCUCCUCCUCUAUCAAGAUCUGCGUCUUCAGCAACAAGAGCUCCGCCCCCAGCUCCUCCUCAGCAGGUUCAUCAUCCUAAUGUUCCUGUUGCGGCUCCACCUCCCCCUCCGCCACCGCCACCUCCUCCCCCUCCUCCACCUCCACCAAUGAAUUUUGUUGCCCCACCCCCUCCUCCUCCUAAUCUCCCAUCAGGUUCUACUGCUCCAGCUCCUCCUGCUCUCCCUCCUGUCAAGGAUUCCCAUGUGAAUCUGAUGCAAGAGAUCAGGAAGGGUGGAACCCUGAGACAUAUAUCUCCGGAGAAGACAGCUAUACCUGUUCAGGAUACCAGGGGAACCCUGCUGGGACAGAUCAGGCAGGGUGUAAUCUUGAAGAAGGUUACUAUAGAGAGCCUAGGUCCUGCGGAGCCUGGAGUAGAGGGUCCUGGUAUAGCAGGAAUGUUACAGAAAGCUCUGCAGGAAAGAGGAAUGGCUAUGGGAAUGUCCUCUAGCGAUGAGUCGGAUGGUGACGAAGAUGAUGAAUGGGAUUAAAAAGAGGUUCUUAUAAUAUUAUUUAGCAUAUAGUUAUACCUAUACAAUGUACAUGGUAAUUAGGCGACCACAUUAAAAUGGCCUUUUAUAUGAUAGUUAAGGAUGUUAAUCGGUUAAAGGAUUGCAUGAAUCCUUAACUUUUAAAGUGUGAUGUACCAAUUUUUAAAACAAAUCGGAUAAAAGGAAUAAUAUUAUGACAACCAAAAGGCAAACCACACUGUCGAAAUCCUAAACCUGAAAGAAUAUGGCGUGUCUUGGAUUGAGUAUGUUGCUGCUAAAAUCAGACUAACAAAUGGAGACCGCGUACAUCACAAACAAUUUUUAGUAGUUCCUUAAUUCCCAUAUAAAUUUUAUGCAAGAAAACUAAUCAAAUAUGCACUUAAACCAUAUAAUUUUAAAUAUGUAAUACAAUUAAUACAGAGUCACCCAAAAAGAAUGAGACUUAUGACGACCCAAAACUCUAUUUAACAUACUUUUAUUUAUUCCAAUAUAAGGAAUGAUUUCUUUGACUAAAUAUUAAUUGGACGAUCUCCGCGAAGAAUUUUUUAGUUCUGAUAAGAAGCCAUUAGCUAUUUUUUUCUUUUUUAUCUUGAUUUAUUCUGCAGUAUUUCACCUUAUCCGUUCAAAUAUUAAUGUAAUGAAUAAUAACUGUUUUAACAACAAUAAUUUAUUUUAAAUACAUAUAUUAUACUACA
Molecule: messenger RNA, 2221 nt
Organism: Eurytemora carolleeae
Lineage: Eukaryota; Metazoa; Arthropoda; Copepoda; Calanoida; Temoridae
Product: neural Wiskott-Aldrich syndrome protein
Exons: 3
Coding region: 93-1526 (477 amino acids)
Biological process (GO): regulation of Rho protein signal transduction; actin filament organization
Molecular function (GO): actin binding; small GTPase binding
Source: RefSeq, a predicted model, not a curated record